AGAUUAUGACUCUUUAUUAUUGAUCCGUUCCUCCAGGUGAACAUGGUGAACGCUCCGAUUGAAGAGCAGCAGCGUGCCGCAGAAAGUAGUCCCACUGAAGAGACUUCAGAGGAGGUAGAGGGUCUAUCAGUGGAGGUAGAGGGUCUAUCAGAGGAGGUAGAGGGUCUAUCAGUGGAGGUAGAGGGUCUAUCAGUGGAGGUAGAGGGUCUAUCAGUGGAGGUAGAAGAGGGUCCGAACCGCUGUCAGAACAAAGCAAUCGCAUUCAUCAUGGGACAACCCUGCAGCGACGACAGCUCCGAGGGGGGGUCCAGCUCUGAGGAAGAUGAUGACGAUGACGGCUUCAACAGCGAAGACUCGUCCGAUCUCUCCGACUCCACGGACGACUCAGACUCAGACUCUGAGCGUCUGUGGAGAUACCUGGGUCGCAGCGCUGACCCGUACGACCCCCGAAACUUCACGGCUCCGCUGCACACGGCCACCUCUCCUCCCAGAAACAUCCCUCCUUCCUCCAGUGACUCCUCCCCCGACCCCUCCCCCUCUCUCCUCCCUUUCCCUCUCUCCCCCCUGGCUGUCUCCUCCCCCCCAUCGGGCAGUGACUCCUGGGAUGAUUCCACCUCAGCGAGUGAGGCAGACGAAGCAGAAAGUCUCCGUCUGUGGAGCUCCUUCAGCUGCUCGGACCCUUACAGCCCCUUCAACUUCCAGGGACCCAUGAGGACUCAGGAGCCCAGGACCAGAACCAGGACCAGGACCAGAACCAGGAAGGCUGUCUCCUCCUCCCCCCCCCCCAACCCGGCUGCUCCUCCCCAGUACAGGAGGGAGGAGGCAGAGGAGCGUCUGGACAGCGGCUUCUCUGAACUCUCCGUUCCCUCCUCCGCCUGCAGCGUCACUAAGAAGGUGCGUUUCUGUGAGGAAGUGGAGGAGUUCUUUGCGAGCGGGGGGGAGGAGACGGAGGACAGACGGGGUCCCUGGGAGCAGUUCGCCCGGGAUCGAUCUCGCUUCCUGCGCCGUGUGCAGGACGUUCAGCUCAGCAUCGACUACUGUCUGCAGCCAACACACCGUCAGCUGGUGUCCCUACGCCUGGGGACAACUGAGGGCAACUGAGGGACAGCAGGACGUCCUGAAGGUCAUACGUGACGCUCUGAAGGUCAUAGGGACGUUUGAAGGACAUUGAGACUUCCUGAAGGUCAUUUGGACAUCCUGAUGGUCAACGAGACAUUUCUAGGAUAUUGAGGUCCACCAGACUCUGUCCUCUCUGUCCUGGUUAUGUUCAUCGGGACGUUCUCAAGUUCAUCCGGACGUCCUAAAGGUCAUUGGGACUUCCUGAGGGACAUUGAGACGCUCUGAUGGUCAUCGAGGUAUUAAUAGGGCAUUGAGACGUUCUGAGGCUCACCGGGUCGUUUUCCAGGCCAGCAGAACCUCCUAAAGGUCAUCGGGACUUCCUGAAGGACAUUGAGACGCCUGAAAGACGGGAUCUUGAGGUCCAUCAGACUCUGUCCUCUCUGUCCUGGACUCCUGAGGGCCAGGAGACCCUCUGUCCACUCUGUCCUCUCUCCUGGACUCCUGAGGGCCAGGAGACCCUCUGUCCACUCUCUCCUGGACUCCUGAGGGCCAGGAGACCCUCUGUCCACUCUGUCCUCUCUCCUGGACUCCUGAGGGCCAGCUGGUGUUUGUUGUGAGGACACGAGAAGCUGCUCUUGAGAGCGAGACACUCGGAGACUUCCUGCUCUUCUGCUUCAGUGCCGCUGCCGCUGCGUCUCAAAUCAACUCUAGAGAAGAUUAUUAUCUCCAUUUAUCUUUCAAAUAAUUUCACAUUUAAUCAUUCAUACAUUUUAGAAAAUCUGGAUGUUUCCUUUCUUUAAAUAUUCUGGUUUACACUUUAAAUCAGUUUCAAAUGUGGAUCCUCUGAGGCCAGACCCUCUGAGGCCAGACCCUCUGAGGAUGAUUAAAUCAAACAGAGGGGUUAGGGUUCUUCAUCCUGCUGCUUAUGCUCUUCUCUCUAAUGCCAAAGAGUGUGUGUGUGUGUGUGUGUGUGUGUGUGUGUGUGUGUGUGUGUGUGUGUGUGUGUGUGUGUGUGUGUGUGUCAAACAGCAGAUUUAUUCAGACCUUAAUACAUUAAUUUGAAUCUGAUAUUUAAUUAUUUUAAACACUGAUUUUACAUUUGUAUGUGUUCAUAGGAGAUCAAGGAUAUCACACUUUGAGUCUCAAGGGAAUAUAUAAUGCUAUUUUUUAUUUUAAAAACAGUCGCUCUGAGUUCCUCCAGAAAACAAAUGAAAGCAGCACAUUUUCACCUUAAAGAUUUUUUUCUGUGGCAUUUUUACACGAUAAAUGACGAGUGAGUGGUGUUUGUAAAACUGAAUAAGAUCCUGAACAGGAGGAACGAUUCUUCAUUUAGUUUUUCAUAUCAAUGAUUAAAAUCAGCAGCUCUAGGAAAAGAAAGCGUCCUCAUGCAGGAUACAAUUAUCAAUAUGUCAAUUUAUUCGUAAAGACCUGAAACCUGCAGAGCUGCACCGAGUUCAAAGCUUUGGCGUUUAAAGUUGCAAAUACUAAACGGUCACAUGACUCAGUCUGAUAUGAUGCAGCGAUGUUACCCCUGGUUAUUGGUCAACUGACCCUGGUUAAACAAAUAGUUGCAGACAAAAAAAGAAGUUGACCAAAAAAAGUUGACUAGAAAAAAAUUGCGGUGUCUUUUUUUGUGGGGGAUAAGAAAGAAACUGUCUCUGUCUCAGAGUGAGUCGUGUUAGUGUUCGUCAGUGUAUCUGAAAUCACUAGGUAAGCUACGUUAGCUAGCUAGCGUAACUACAGUAACAUCAGGAGGAGUCAUGUGAUCACUUUGUUUAAAUAACACCAUGAAGCAUUUUAGUUUCCAACAACAGUCGUAUUGCGUUUGCACCUGUCGUAGUUGUAGAUCUUAAGUUCUAUCUAUUUAUAAGUGAUAUCGUGGUGUUCCCCAGGGAUCCACCUGAGGGCCACUGCUACUCCGAUAUCUGAACGUCAUCAUUAAUCUGCAGCUGAUCAAAAUGUGUCCCUGUUUAAAAAUGAUGGAUUUUAUUAUUUAAAACAUUGAAAACAUGUUUGAAAUCUGUUAGUUUUUCACUUAUAUUCAUAACAAAUAUAUAUAUUUCAUUAUAAAAUAAAACAUUGAAUCACCAAAUCUUUAUUUACAAACCCUUGACAGACACUCAAACACUCGGUACAGCUCUUUGAAUCAUUAUUUACAGGGCCUUGUGAAGAAUUGAAGAUAAAGAGAGUGAAUAAAGUAAAGCUGUCAGAAUAAAUAAUCCACAUUUUCAUCAGACUCCAGGUAAAAAAAAAAGAAGCUUUUUAUUUUUCUAAUGUUUAAAAAGUUCUGCUUCAUCGUUUUCCUCACAAUGAAUAUUAAAUAUGAAAUCGAUAUUUAACGAU
Messenger RNA from Notothenia coriiceps (black rockcod), 3402 nucleotides. RefSeq names its product protein phosphatase 1, regulatory subunit 15B (gene ppp1r15b). Lineage: Eukaryota; Metazoa; Chordata; Actinopteri; Perciformes; Nototheniidae. The coding region runs from base 43 to 1101 and encodes 352 amino acids. Gene Ontology annotation, cellular component: endoplasmic reticulum; protein phosphatase type 1 complex. Gene Ontology annotation, molecular function: protein phosphatase regulator activity. Gene Ontology annotation, biological process: response to endoplasmic reticulum stress. The record is from RefSeq and is a predicted model, not a curated record. The transcript is spliced from 2 exons.